Callithrix jacchus (white-tufted-ear marmoset) is the source of this 1285-nucleotide messenger RNA. It is a transcript of the gene TCEAL5, whose product is annotated as transcription elongation factor A like 5. NCBI's taxonomy places the organism in Eukaryota, Metazoa, Chordata, Mammalia, Primates, Cebidae. The record is from RefSeq and is a predicted model, not a curated record.
UGACCUCUGGGAUUAGCAAAGACCAAAGGGCCCCCCGUGCCGUGGGGCGAGAAACAGGGCUGUGGGGGGCGGGGGAGCUCGAGGAGCUCAGACGGAGAGACUAGUGAAGGGAAGAAGUGGGCUGGCUCCUGACGCACUUUCUGCGGGUGGGAGGGGAACUAGGGACCCGAGCCCACUGGUGACGUUUUUCUCACGUGGUCAGAAGCCGACGUGUGCAGAAGUCCCUCUCCUUCAGGUACCAGAUCCCUGUUUCCGUGGAGGAAGGCAGACAGACUUCAGACUGAGAGACAGAGAAGGCAACUGCCCUACAGCCCUGCAGGUUUUCAGGUCUGUGGUUGUGGACGCUAACCAAGAUAAGAAAAGGAAAGACCUGCAGUAUCAGUGCAGGAAAGGCAAAGAAGGGAACAUCUCAACAUGGAAAAGCUCUGCGAAGAACAUGAAGGAAAGCCAGAAAAUGAAAGAAACCUAGAAAGUGAGGAAAAGCCUGAAGAUGAGGAAAGUACAGAAGAGGAAGGAAAGUCAGACGAGGAAGAAAAGCCGGACGUGGAGGGGAAGACAGAAUGCGAGGGAAAGCGAGAGGAUGAGGGAGAGCCAGGUGAUGAGGGACAACUGGAAGAUGAGGGAAGCCAGGAAAAGCAGGGCAAGUCCGAAGGUGAGGGCAAGCCACAAGGCGAGGGCAAGCCAGCCUCCCAGGCAAAGCCGGAGAGCCAGCCGCGGGCCGCCGAAAAGCGCCCAGCUGAAGAUUAUGUACCCCGGAAAGCAAAAAGAAAAACGGACAGGGGGACGGACGAUUCCCCCAAGGACUCUCAGGAGGACUUACAGGGAAGGCAUCUGAGCAGUGAGGAGAUGAUGAGAGAAUGUGGAGAUGUGUCAAGGGCUCAGGAGGAGCUGAGGAAGAAACAGAAAAUGGGUGGUUUUCAUUGGAUGCAAAGAGAUGUACAGGAUCCAUUCGCCCCAAGGGGCCAACGGGGUGUCAGGGGAAUGAGGGGUGGAGGUAGGGGCCAGAAAGACUUCGAAGAUGUCCCAUAUGUUUAAUGUCUUUGGCCUUUAAUUCUGAUUUCUCUGAUGGGAAUAUUGCCAGACCUGCUUUCCCUGGCAGGCAUUUGCCGGGCUAUGUGCUUUAACCUUAAGCUGAUACUUUCCUUUAGGUGUCACUCUUGUUACCAGCAGACUUUUGACCUACCUACAGUGCUCUGUCUUUUAGUAGAGGAUUUUCACCCAUGUGCAUGGAAUAAAUGUUCAUGGUACAUUGUAAAAUAACAAUAAAAGAGUUUUCAGAACCACA